Molecule: messenger RNA, 1335 nt
Organism: Pneumocystis jirovecii RU7
Lineage: Eukaryota; Fungi; Ascomycota; Pneumocystomycetes; Pneumocystales; Pneumocystaceae
Exons: 4
Coding region: 1-1335 (444 amino acids)
Cellular component (GO): RNA polymerase II transcription regulator complex
Molecular function (GO): DNA-binding transcription activator activity, RNA polymerase II-specific; transcription cis-regulatory region binding
Source: RefSeq, a predicted model, not a curated record
AUGUCGGAGGCGGUAGGAGGCGAAGCAGAAGUGGGAGAGGCAGUAGAACAUGGAGAAUAUACAGCAAAAACUCCGGAAGACUCAUCAGUGAUUGUAAAUGAAGGAAAUAUACAGGGGAAAGAGGCUAACGAAGGAGUUGAAGAGACACCGUUGACGAAAAGAAAAGCACAGAAUAGAGCAGCACAACGUGCAUUUCGAGAACGACGUGCUGCACGGGUAUUGGAGCUUGAGACAAGUGUGAAAGAGUUACAGAAUAUGGUAAACGGGCUUAAACAAAAACAUUUGGAAGAAAUGCAGCUUGUUAUGCAGGAAAACGAGGAGAUAAAGCAGAAGAAUGAAAUGCUUCAGAGGGAAUUAGUGUAUUUGAAAAGUGAGUUUGAAAAAAAACUGGGAUAUGGACAUUUCGGUGUACAGCAGACAGUUUCGGUGCCGAAGGGGGAUUUUUCGAAUCCAGGGUAUAUGAAUAGAAUGGGCAUGGAUAUGAGGGAAUUUCCGAGUGCUAUGAUUGGACAAACAGUGCCACUCAAAAGAAUAAUGGAUUCGGAAAAAAGGGAAAAUAUACAGUUGAAGAGUCUUAAUCCGUCUGAUAGGAGUUUUAAGAAUGUAGAUUCGAUGCAGUACAUGGAAUCGAAGGAUUUUUCUAUGAAUUCGAAUUAUACAAAUUAUCAAAAAAAGAUUGAUAUGAAUGAUCAAAAUCAGACUGGAACAGACAUGCCUUUUAGUGUACCUUUUGUGCCCAGAAAUGAUACUAUUUUUCAUGGGAAUGAUUGUGGAUUUUGUACUGGUAAUCCCGAUAUAUGUUUAUGUGUUCAAACACAAAAUGUAAAUAAUAAAAUGGGAAAUAUGCUUGGAAUAGAUAAGGAUAGCAUUCUUCCUCCGAUAUUGAUUGACAACAAUCAUGUUAAUGACCAAGUGGAGGAAAAAACGCUGAGGGAUACGAGAAAAACAAUGGAAAAACUUGAGAUACUUGAACCGUCUAGCUAUACUAUUCAGAAUGAAUACGAACCUGGUUCGUGUCCGCAGUGCAAAGCGGAUUCAUUGAGUAUGCUUUUUUGUAAAACAUUGGCUUCUAAGAUAAAUAAUAAUGGUGCACCUGUUAACUGUUGUUUGAGCGAUGAAAAAAAACAUAGUUAUUAUAAUACUGAUACAAAUAACAGUUUGUGUAGUAGUAAUAAUUUUUUGCCGUGCUCAACAGCAUACAAGACGCUUAGUCAGCAUCAGAAGUUUGUUAAAGAGAAUUUUGGGAUUAUUAUUAACAAUUUGGCUCCUGGGACACGUGGAAUGCAAAUUCAGGCUGAUAAAGUUCAGGAAACGUUACGUUUGCUCGAUCAAUAG